AUGAGGAAGCUUCAAAUAAAAACUUCCACCCAUGGGACGCCGCCAUUUUCGUGGCAAAAGGACCAAGGAUUAUAUCCGAGUCAUGUUAAGCUUAAUUUCCAUGGAGAAUUACAAUUGGCGGAAAUACGGGAACUUUUUAAAGUGUUCGACAACAACAUGUUCGCUACCGCUUGGAUUUCUAGUUGCCUGAUUGAAGCUUCAAUGUACGGAAUCGGGCCUGUUCCAAAAUCCGAACAGAUACAAUUGUCCCUUAAGGCAAUUGGACAAUAUUAUGAUCGAAAUAGACCUUAUAAUAAUUCAAUCAUGACCUUUUGGGCUCAGGUCUAUAAUGAAGGAAACCGGACAUGGGAAAGUGCUCCAAAAAAUCUCUUGGACUUGUUUGAUCUAACUAACAAGUUUCCAAGUAAACUUCUGGAGGAUUUUCUGAAAUUAAUUGGAUUAAAAGACGUUGAAGAAGUAAUUGAAAAACUCCUGAAGGAAAAGGAUAUAUUUUUGCGAGCCUUCCAUAUUCCGCCCGAUUUUGACGAUACCUUUGUUAAUAUAGGCCUCGGGAGUCUUCUAAAAGAGAGCCAAUUUUCUGAUUUAUACAAGGAAUGGACAACUUUCAACACCAAUGUAACAUCAGCUUUUACAGCUCUUAAAAAGUAUGCCUACCGUCCGUUCUCACCAGAUACAAACCAAAACUCUAUCGACCCACGGACAUAUUUCUAUCUUCGAAAUUUUCUGACGGAAAAUUUGACAAAAACAGCAGCUUUAGUUCCUACAUGGGUACAGAAUGUGGACGAAGCUAAAGCAAAGUACUUCAAGGGUGUGUCUAUGCCUUUCACAAUUAACAAUGUCGACGUUACGGUAUCUGCUAAUGCCGUGUUUGGUAUAACAGCUAGCCUCCUUAGUGAACUAGUACCCAAAGAAACAUUCGAUACUGAUCUACAAAAUAUAUACAACCAUACAACUUUAUUGGUAAGCUACGAACUUGCCAAUAAUUUUUCCAACCGACGUGAUCUAGCACUGACAUACUAUCCCUCAAAGUUUGAAUGCUAUUGGUUCACAGCAAGAACACUAGCUAUGCCCAGGCGCUUUAAAAAGACACAGCCACUUCCGUUCCCAAUAAUGGAAACAGUGUUAAACAGAUUCACAGACGUGUUUAAUGGCCCUGUUCUAGAUGAUAUAGUAAACUCUGCAGUAAUAGAUGAGUCGCAAAGAAUAUAUUUUGAUGAUUUUCUUGGAGAUGGUGAUAUAGGGCUAGAUGGAUAUGACCUUAAAAGAGCUGAAGACCGAUUGUUUACAACUUCUAUGGCUUUGAAUACAUUAAUAGACGCAUUCACUGUGUUUGACCCGGCCAGUAAAAAACUGCAGUGGAUUGGGUCUGCAGAUACUAUAAAUAAAGUUAAGAAAUUUGUUGAUGGCUCUGUUGCCUUCUUGAAAGACUUUAUAUUGAGUGGAUCCUAUAAAACUUGGAAUGCGUUUUUCUCUGGAUCUGGUAAAGGUUUCAAAAGUUUGCCAUUUUUCUAUCCAGCAAAUAGGCUAGAAUUUUUCAACGGCACAAAAAUUAAACCCGACAAAUUUCCUAGUGGUGGUGCGUUCGUCGUUGGUUUUGAAGGCGUUGUUUCGGAUUCUGAUUAUGCUGAGAUGCUAAAGCAACCACAUUUUGGGCAACCUACUCCAAUAGAUUUUGAUGGAUUUAAUCCAAAAGGUGAACCGGAAGGAUUUUUUCCGUUUUGGUCAUCAGAUGCCUACACUUAUGCUACAACAAUGUUGGGGUUUUCGAAAUAUUUAAACAUUGACACAGUGGACAAGUAGACAUGGCUUACAUAUAUGAGGGUCUGGAUGGGGUUUACAGAAUAGAGAAUAAUGGAUCAAUACCACAGAAAAUGACCCAAAAACUAGAGAAUAGAGAAAAAAAGAAAAAAGAAAAAAGAAAGAAUAACGGGAUGCUACAAUAUAAAGAAUAGAGAAUCAUGGGUAAAACUAUAAAGAAUAGAGAAAAA
Mytilus californianus (California mussel) is the source of this 1988-nucleotide messenger RNA. RefSeq lists its product as uncharacterized. The record is from RefSeq and is a predicted model, not a curated record. The transcript has 9 exons. NCBI's taxonomy places the organism in Eukaryota, Metazoa, Mollusca, Bivalvia, Mytilida, Mytilidae. The coding region runs from base 1 to 1800 and encodes 599 amino acids.